UUGAAAGAAAACUGUAUGCCAGCAGAAGCUUGUAGCAUUUGAAUUCCCCGAGUAGCUGGUGAAUUUUUUCAAAAAAUUCCUUGUGUCUUGAUUGUGCACCCACUAUUGACCCAGAAAUUUUAAAUUUUACGGAUUACAACUGUUUUUCUUUAAACACACUAACACGGAUUGGCAACAUGGCUAUGCGUAACUGUCCACUUUUAGCUUAAAAAUCAGCUGUUUUUCAGUACUUUAGUGAAAGCGGACGUGGCAGGACGUGUGUUAAACCUAGCAGCGUUAAUUGAAAAACAACCAAAUGGAGAGUUGCGGAAAUAGGCGGAGUUUUGACGAUUUUGAGGACCAUUUAACACAAUAUCUCAAAGACGCAAAACAAAUCGCCCUAUUAUUGGAUUACGAUGGAACUUUGAGUCCCAUAGUAGCCCAUCCCGACCUGGCAACAAUUCCCCUUGAAACCAAAGCGUUACUGGAAGAUUUAUCCGCAGUUCCUAACAUAUUUUUGGCAAUAAUUUCCGGAAGAAAUACUGACAACGUUAAGCAAAUGGUCGGCAUAGACAACAUUGUCUAUGCAGGCAACCAUGGACUAGAAGUGAUUUAUCCAGAUGGAACCAAAUACGUUCACCAACUUCCGACCGAAUUCAGCAACCAAGUGAAGCAACUAAUCGCAAACUUGGAGCAAUCAGUAGUGCGAGAUGGUGCCUGGAUCGAGAACAAAGGGGCAUCUUUAACGUUCCACUUUCGUGCAACUCCCGAAGAAAAACGGACCGAGAUCGAAAACACCGCUCGACAAAUCAUAGAAAAGGCAGGCUUCAAAGUGGGGAAUGCUCAUAUGGCUUUGGAAGCUCGCCCUAAGGUCGAGUGGAACAAAGGGAGCGUAGCUCUGCUUAUUCUGGAUAGACACUUCGGCGCAAACAAGUGGAAGGGAAAUGUGAAAGUGAUAUUUGCUGGAGAUGAUACUACGGACGAGGAUGCAAUGCUGGCCCUGAAAGGAAACGCUGCAACUUUUCGCAUUGCACCGACUGUUGAUGUGAAGACUCAUGCCGAGAAACUACUGUCCUCCACUCAGGCUGUGGUUACUGUUUUGAAAUUGGUUAAAAAGUUGGCCAAGAAGUAGUUUUAAUAGAUUCUGAAUCCAGUUGAUCAAGGAGUUUAUUGAUAAGAUGUGCAAGAAAACCUGUUAUGGAGUACAACUCAUUGGUGGAUGAUCGGCAAAUCAUUUAUAUGGCAGGAUUUGGUUAAAAUCAGAUCAAACGGAUUUUUAUUCAAAAAUCCCUUAAUAUAGUACAACAUACGUCAAAGUUCAAUAUAAAAAAUUCUGGAUCUAAUAAAUAAAAACAACUUACCGAUAUCAACUAUCUGCAAACUUAA
Dendroctonus ponderosae (mountain pine beetle) is the source of this 1365-nucleotide messenger RNA. Its product is annotated as probable trehalose-phosphate phosphatase 4. The record is from RefSeq and is a predicted model, not a curated record. Lineage: Eukaryota; Metazoa; Arthropoda; Insecta; Coleoptera; Curculionidae. Gene Ontology annotation, biological process: trehalose biosynthetic process. Gene Ontology annotation, molecular function: trehalose-phosphatase activity. The coding region runs from base 296 to 1111 and encodes 271 amino acids. The transcript is spliced from 4 exons.